AAGCUGGGUUUGAAUAUAUCGUUCCAGCCCCAGCCGAUGGCCCUGCAAUAUAUUCUCAUGCUGAUAUCGAUGUUUCUAGUUAGAGAGGGCGCCACUGUGCAAAACGUAUCUACGUUCUACGCGCAGGCGUAAAUCGUUAAAACAGAAUGUCGGAUCGAUUGCGUUGCUUCUACUAUUCGUUUAAUUUAUAAGUUAAUAUAAUAUUUAAAUAAUGUAUUAGCUAAAACAUUACUAUAUAAGAAUUGCUCCUUGCUGGAGCUUAACUGGCCGCCAGCCAGCUUCACGAGGAGGAGUCCCUGAUGGAUCUCAAGUUUUUCGCCAUCCCCAGGAAACCACUUCUGGCGGUGAGCAUGCGACGAUCAUGAUCGAUGACAGGCCAACAUUAGUUGGAACCGCUUCUGAUAGUGACACGCGCUGUGAUUCCGUUGGUGGAGACUCCACUACGAUGGCUACCUACGGACAAAAAGAGGACAAAAAGUCGUGGAACUAGACGGCUCCCGCCGUCAACUAAGCCACUGGCAAGGCGCGAACUCUAUGCUACACAGUUGUGUGGCUGCGUGCACGCGAACCCGUUUUCCUUCCUUUGUGUCUACUUUGUCCAUGUCGAUUUCGUUUUCAUUUGCAGGCAUUUAUUUAGGCUUCGCUGCAGUGAUGCAAUGGAAGCCAUAAAUGGUGCAAACUUCCUAGGCCUACCAAAAUGCGUAAAUAAUGUGUUGAGCCAGUUAACCAAAUGCCAAUGCCGAGUGCCGCUUGCCUCGCGGUCUGACGCUUCCGGCCCGCUCUUGGCCGGUUCAGUUUGAUGCAGAGCAGACAAUUGAUAACCCAAUUCACGACCCGAUCAGGCUCAGACUGGCCUGGCCUGGUCUGUCCAGAGACGGCAUGGUCAGGAGCGGCGUGGCUUAUAUAAAAGGCUUCGGUCGCCAAUUGAUGCACAGAUAACAUCGAGCACUCGAGCUGAUCCUAAGCAAUGCAGACCCAAAAGAUUUCCCGCUGCCUAGCAUUGGUCCUGCUGUCCCUCAGCCAGGUCCGUGCCCAGAUCAUCCAGCCACUGCGUUAUCCGGGCGGACCGGUGCACCCGCAGCAGCAGCUGCAUCGACAACACCGCUCCCUCUUUGGCCCACCCGGUCCACCGGUGGAUUGGAGCAGCGGAGGCGGCUGGGCCAGUCCCGCUCCCAGCCUCGGAUUCAGCCCCCUGCCACCCUCGUCGAGCCCGCAUGUAACAAAGGACGAGCUUUUCGCUCUGCUGGCAGCCUGGAAAGAUGUCGAGUCCAAUCCGACUCCUUCACCACCACCCGAGCCGGAGGUCGAGCCAGAGCCAGAGGUGACAACCACUCCUCCUCCCCCCGAGGAGGAGGAAGAGGAACUAGAACCGGAGGCACCAGAACCGGUCCCAGAGGCUCCAGCUGGACCUCCUCCCGGUGUGCCGGUUACCGUCUCGCUGCCAGCCUUGGUGCCCAUUCAACUAGCCGCUAUGUGGCAGACGCCAGUGCCUGGCGCAGGAUCCGCCGGUCUCGGUCUGGGCGGACUUGGUGGUCUUUCUGGUCUAGGACUGGGACUUGGUGGUGGCUUGGCAGCAGCCGGCGCUACCGGUGUCGCUGCAGGAAACGGACCAGCGGCUGCCACUGCCCGCACCACUACAGUCGCGCGAUCACGAGCCCGGGCACGGGUCGGCGGUCAGUCCUCAAACGCCGCCUCUAUUCGCUUUCCCGUCGCCAAUCCACGCAGCUUUGCUUCUGGCAACUAUGUGGCGCCCAGACCGCGCUACUAUCGCGCCGCUCCUUCAGAGCCGGAGCCCAUGCGGAUCGAUGUGAUGCCGUCCCCAGGGUAUCUGAAAUAUGGUCCAGGACCGGCCCAGGUCGUUCCUGCAUAUUGGCAGUAGUAGCCGGUUCUCUAGUGCAUUCCUUGUUAUACUCGUCCCUCUUCUUCUAUCUAAGCUUUAACAGUACAAAUAUACACACACAUACAUAAAGGCUACGUAAAUCCAUAUCUACAUACUUUCAUACAUAGGUACAUAUUCAAAUGU
Molecule: messenger RNA, 2023 nt
Organism: Drosophila guanche
Lineage: Eukaryota; Metazoa; Arthropoda; Insecta; Diptera; Drosophilidae
Product: translation initiation factor IF-2
Exons: 2
Coding region: 968-1879 (303 amino acids)
Source: RefSeq, a predicted model, not a curated record